Suricata suricatta (meerkat) is the source of this 1403-nucleotide messenger RNA. RefSeq names its product short chain dehydrogenase/reductase family 16C member 5 (gene SDR16C5). The record is from RefSeq and is a predicted model, not a curated record. NCBI's taxonomy places the organism in Eukaryota, Metazoa, Chordata, Mammalia, Carnivora, Herpestidae. The transcript has 7 exons. Gene Ontology annotation, molecular function: all-trans-retinol dehydrogenase (NAD+) activity. Gene Ontology annotation, cellular component: lipid droplet. The coding region runs from base 102 to 1091 and encodes 329 amino acids. Gene Ontology annotation, biological process: retinol metabolic process; retinal metabolic process.
GCGGGAAUAAACCCCGGCGCCUCGCGCCCCCGCCAGCCAGUGCGGCGGCGAGCUUAGCGGAGGACAGCUUCCCGGCGCCCGGCGAGGGCUGCGUGUCCCGGAUGAGUAGCCCAAGUCCCGCCCUGGGGCCGCGCAAGACCCCCACGGGUCUCAGCCACAACAUGGCUUCCACCCUGAUGUUCACCAAGGACUUGGCCACUUUCUUAGGCAAAUCACUGAUUGUGCUUCUGGAGACCAUGAUUUUCACCGUCAUCCCCAGACCACGGAAGAGCGUGGCCGGGGAGAUCGUCCUCAUCACUGGGGCCGCGAGCGGGAUGGGCAGGCUCUUGGCCCUCAGCUUUGCCCGCCUUGGGGCGGUGGUGGUUCUCUGGGAUAUCAACAAAGAAGGGAACGAGGAAACAUGCAGGAUGGCUCGGGAAGCCGGAGCCGUGAGAGUGUAUGCUUACACUUGCGACUGCAGCCGGAGGGAAGAAGUCUACAGAGUGGCCGAGCAGGUUAAAAAAGAAGUUGGCGAUGUCUCCAUCUUAAUCAACAAUGCUGGAAUCGUGACAGGCCACGGGUUCCUCGACUGCCCAGAAGAGCUGAUCGAGAAGUCUUUAGACGUGAAUUUCAAAGCACAUUUAUGGACUUAUAAAUGUUUCCUGCCGGCCAUGAUAGCCAAGGAGCAUGGCCAUUUGGUUUGCAUUUCAAGUUCAGCUGGAUUAGUUGGGGUAAAUAAACUGGCAGAUUACUGUGCAAGUAAAUUUGCAGCCUAUGGAUUUGCUGAAUCUAUAUUUAUGGAAACAGCAGCCCAGAAACUAAAGGGGAUCAAAACCACAAUUGUGUGCCCAUUUUUUGUAAACACUGGGAUGUUUGAAGGUUGUUCCUCUAAGAGGCCUUUCCUGUUACCAAUUCUAAAACCAGAAUAUGUGGUUGCAAAGACAAUAGAUGCCAUCCUACAAGAGAAAGUGUACCUAUAUGUGCCAAGGCUUAUAUACUUCAUGAUGUUUCUUAAAAGCAUCUUGCCUGUCAAGAUAGCCGUCCUUCUGGCUGACUUUAUGGGCGUAUUUAAUGUAAUGGAUGGCUUCAUUUACAAGAACAAGAAAAACUAAAGACCAACGCCACAGCUGAUACCAUCUGAUACCUAGUGUCGCAUAAUGCUUAUUUCAAUGACACAAAGCAUUUUUGUCCAGCAGAAUAAGUCUGGAAACUACAAGUCCCAUUCCUUUUCUGCUCUCUAGACUAGUGUUUUCAACUGAAGCCUUUGGAAAUAAUGUUGCUAUCUUCUUUUUGGCUAGGUCAUUUUUUUUCAUUAAAAAAAAAUAGCCCAUUUUCUGUCUACUUGCAACAGAUGUGUAAGAAAAAUAUUCUCUCAUGAACUGCCCUUCACCUUGGCCACUGGGGGAGGUGGCUCAAAUGGAGCA